This is a messenger RNA of Aspergillus puulaauensis, 1497 nucleotides long. Its product is annotated as putative diacylglycerol O-acyltransferase (DgaT). The transcript is spliced from 4 exons. The record is from RefSeq and is a predicted model, not a curated record. Bases 1 to 1497 code for a protein of 498 amino acids. Gene Ontology annotation, biological process: triglyceride biosynthetic process. Gene Ontology annotation, cellular component: endoplasmic reticulum membrane. Lineage: Eukaryota; Fungi; Ascomycota; Eurotiomycetes; Eurotiales; Aspergillaceae. Gene Ontology annotation, molecular function: diacylglycerol O-acyltransferase activity.
AUGGGUGCUGUCGAAGGUUCUUCGGCCACCAACGGCACUCGCAGGAACAACCAUACCAACUCUUCUAAUAAUGGCUCUUCGCCCUCAGAAAACGGUACAAAUCACCGAACCGCGAAGAAGACGGCCACGUAUCGGCAUGUUGUAGCUAUUCACUCGAAAGUCCAGCACUCAUGCCUUAGCCGCGACUCGACGCAGGCCACGAGCUUUAUUGGCUUUCGGAACCUCAUGAUUGUUGUUUUGGUGGCCAUGAAUCUUCGGCUCGUAAUCGAAAACUUCCUCAAGUAUGGUGUUUUGAUCUGCAUCAAAUGCCACGACUACCGCAAGCAAGACGUCGUUAUCGGGGCAAUCCUCUUUGCGCUGGUUCCUUGCCAGUUGUUAUGCUCAUACUUCAUCGAAUUGGCAGCAUCCGGACAUGCUGUGCGCGUUAUUGGUCGGGCAAAAAAAGAAGAUAGUACCAAGGUCUUGCAUGAAACGAAGAGGACUUGGUUCUUCAUUGCGCUACUACAUUCUAUUAUCAGCUUUUUCGGCCUAGCUGCCACGAGCUAUGCUAUCUUUUACUAUAUCAAUCAUCCUGGCAUUGGGACUCUCUGUGAGAUCCAGGUGAUCGUCGUGUCGCUCAAGUCGUACUCCUAUGCAUUGACGAACCGCGAUUUACGCCGCGCGAUGCUAGGUUCUCCAUCGACAGACUUUGCUAUCCCAGAACUCUAUCGCUCUUGCCCAUAUCCCCGUAACAUCACUCUCGGGAAUCUCAUCUAUUUCCUAUUGGCUCCGACGUUGGUUUACCAGCCCGUUUACCCACGGACGCGCCGCAUCCGUUGGUCAUUUGUGGGCAAGCGUUUAUUCGAGUUCGUCGGUCUGGCGAUGGUUAUCUGGUUGCUUUCCGCGCAAUACGCCGCACCUCUUUUGCGCAAUUCGACCGACAAAAUCGCGGUCCUACACGUCGGGUCUAUCCUGGAGCGAGGGCUGAAGCUCUCAACGAUUUCCCUUGUAAUCUGGCUUGCUGGGUUUUAUGCCCUCUUCCAGUCUUUGUUGAAUGGACUGGCCGAGAUUAUGCGGUUUGGAGACCGGGAGUUCUAUACGGACUGGUGGAAUAGCCCGAGUUUUGGCGUAUACUGGCGAUCCUGGAAUCGACCUGUUUACACCUUCAUGAAGCGGCAUGUGUAUAUGCCGCUCGUCACACGAGGCUGGAACCCGACCUUGGCUGGCACCGUAGUCUUCGCAGUCUCCGCCGUGCUGCACGAGAUUCUUGUUGGAGUACCCACACACAAUCUGAUCGGAGUCGCAUUCAUGGCGAUGCUGUUUCAACUACCGUUGAUCCUUCUAACUGCUCCGUUCGAGAAGCUCAAGAGCCCUCUUGGCAAGGCAAUUGGUAAUUCGUUUUUCUGGGUGACUUUUUGCGUCGUUGGACAGCCCUUUGCAGCGCUUCUGUAUUUCUUCGCAUGGCAGGCGAAAUACGGAAGUGUCAGUAGGACACAAUCUGUAGGAUUUAUGGAAUAG